UCGGGAACACCUCACCGCUCGCCCUCAUGGGCCUCCCGGCGCUCCCGGCCCCGCCGCCGCAGCAGGAACCAGCUGACGGGGCGGUCCUGCCCGCCGAGCCAGCGCCAUGCCGGCCCUCCGCCUCCUGCUGCUGCUCGCCGCUCUCUGCACGCCCGUACCGGGCCGCCGGCCGCAGCGCGAUGCCCCCGGCAAGAUCGCCGUGGUCGGCGGCGGGAUCGGGGGCACGGCCGCCGCCUACUUCUUGCGGCAGAAGUUCGGGAGAAGCGUGCGGCUGGAGGUGCUGGAGAAGGCGGCGGUGGGGGGGCGGCUGGCCACGCUGGAAAUGGAGGGGGCCGGCUACGAGGCGGGGGGGUCCGUCCUCCACCCCCUCAACCUGCACAUGAAGCACUUCGUCAAGGAGCUGGGCCUCUCGGUUGCCCCAGCGCACGGCAGCCUCGUAGGCAUUUAUAAUGGGGAGGAGUUCGUCUUUGAGGAGAGCAGCUGGUACAUCGUCAACCUUCUCAAGCUCCUCUGGCGCUACGGGCUCAACCCCCUGCGAAUGUACAUGUGGGUGGAAGACAUCCUGGACAAGUUCAUGCGGAUCUAUCGCUACCAGACGCACGACUACGCCUUCAGCAGUAACGAGCGCCUGAUUCACGCCCUCGGAGGGAGCGACUUCACCCAGAUGCUGAACCAAACCAUCGAUGAAGCCAUGCAGAAAGCCGGCUUCUCCCAUAAGUUCAUAAACGAGGUGGUUUGUCCGGCCAUGAGAGUUAAUUACGGGCAAGGUAUCAGCAUCAACAGUUUCGUAGGUGCUGUUUCUCUGGCAGGGGUGGAAUCAGGGCUUUGGUCAGUGAAAGGGGGGAACAAACUUGUCUGCACCGGCCUCAUCUACGCCUCCAAAGCUGAAGUUAUCCCUGGUAUGGUUUUGUCCAUAGAGCCGAAAGUCAGACCCAGACCCUCAGGGGACCCAGUGAAGCUCUACCAGGUCACUUACAACACUACGUCGGGACUAACGGGGGAUACGUACGACAUCGUCGUCAUCGCUGCUCCGCUCAGCCGCAAAAUGGCCAACAUCACCUUCAAAAACUUCGACCCUCCUGUCCCAGACUUCCCAAAUCCUUACCACCAAACCGUCACAACCUUAGUACACGGACGAUUAAACUCCUCUUUCUUUGGUUACCGGGAUCCAUCUGCCUUUCACUUUGGUGCCAUUUUCACUACAGAAAAUCCCAAACUGUUCAUCAAUAGCUUGGGGGUUGUGUCGCCCGUGGAAGACGUUGGCGGCGAAGGACAGCUGCCCUUGCAAUCGGCCAUCUGGAAGGUGUUUUCAAAGGAGGUGCUAACCAAAGAGCAGCUGAAUUUGCUUUUUUCCUCCUACGACUCCGUCAAAGUGAAGAAAUGGUUGGCGUAUCCUCACUACAGCCCCCCGGAAAAAUGCCCUCCCGUUAUCCUCCACGACAAAAUCUACUACCUGAACGGCAUCGAACGGGCCGCGAGCGCUGUGGAAAUGAGCGUCAUCGCAGCCAAAAAUGCCGCCCUGCUUGCUUACCAUCGCUGGUACGGGAACACCGACAUGAUUGACCAGGAAGAUCUGCACGAGAAGCUGAAAACGGAGCUGUGAGCAGCCGGGUGUUCGCAGGAACAGCCACACUACAAACCUCCCAAAAUUCGGAUCGCGUGUUGUAGCUGUUUAGCCACAAUUAAAGCUAACGGACGAGGAAAUCCUUGCUUAGUCCCUAAGGAAGCUGAGACACCCAGCCAGCUCGAGAUGCACUAAAACAGCACUGAAAAGGCAGCAGAAGCUUUCCCAAGUGAGCUGGCACUUCCUUGAGCAAAAACUCCUCGAUCUAUCCCUACACGCGAUCAAAGAUGACAUUUUUAAAUGCCGUAUUGACCCCAAGAAAUGCCCUCCAUGGGCAGGAGUCUGCCAAACUCAGGAUCUGCAUCACUGUGAUUAACCCAUGCACGUCACUUUCCCUUGCCAGAUGCGUUUCAGGCGGGGGGGGGGUAAAAAAAAAAAAUCAACUUAUUGACUGUAAAUCUCCCUGCCUCAGCUAUUUUCUGAAGGGUGUGUCACGUAAUUAUUCCUUGGGGUGGGACUAGUGCUGUGGAAAUCGGGGCUGUGUUCUUAAUUUGCUUCUAGAAUAAGUACUGUAGCUUACGGGCUGGGGGGGAGCGGUCUGGGAGCACACAAGUUGCCAAAACAGCUUGAAAAUAAGCAAUAACAUUAAUAAUUUAGAUGACCUGACACUACAGCGGGGCACCACCAGCUUUGAGUAAGUAAAAAACCCUUUUCAGGAGAAUAAUUAGACUGUAUUUAAUAUCGCUGCGAUACCUCAACCAUGUCUGAAUAUUGCCAUAACAAAUAAAAUUAGUGAAAAA
Grus americana (Whooping crane) is the source of this 2364-nucleotide messenger RNA. It is a transcript of the gene PCYOX1, whose product is annotated as prenylcysteine oxidase 1. Gene Ontology annotation, biological process: prenylated protein catabolic process; prenylcysteine catabolic process. The transcript is spliced from 6 exons. NCBI's taxonomy places the organism in Eukaryota, Metazoa, Chordata, Aves, Gruiformes, Gruidae. The record is from RefSeq and is a predicted model, not a curated record. Bases 107 to 1603 code for a protein of 498 amino acids. Gene Ontology annotation, molecular function: prenylcysteine oxidase activity.